AGCAGUCUUCAGUGUGUGCGCUCCUCAUUGCGCUGCCAGCCUGUUCCCCAGUUCAGUCCAGCUGGAAGAAGACGACGACAUGUCACGUUGCAGCUCUUUCUGCUCUCUCUUCCUGCUGCUGUGCGCGGCCACCGUGAUGAUGAUACGUGAAGGGGACGCUCUUCGCUGUUACAAGUGCGCUGACUACACGGGCCGCUGUCACAAUGUGCAGGAGUGCACAUACGAGGAUGCCUGCUUGUCUCUGAGCGAGAGAGGAGGGAAGACCAUCCGUCAAUGCAUCAGGUACACAGACUGUGACAAUUCACGCCUCUCCCAGAUGUUCCCCGCCAUGUCGGCGUUCACGUACCGCUGCUGCAGCAGCAACCUAUGCAACUCCAGCAAGGCAGUCACCGUGGCAACACCCGUCACACUCCUGAUUGGCUCACUUCUCUGUGUCCUUGUGUGCUGGCUGUGAAAAUGUCACAUGACUGCAAAUAAACUAAGA
Molecule: messenger RNA, 484 nt
Organism: Dunckerocampus dactyliophorus (ringed pipefish)
Lineage: Eukaryota; Metazoa; Chordata; Actinopteri; Syngnathiformes; Syngnathidae
Gene: cd59b
Product: CD59 molecule (CD59 blood group)
Exons: 3
Coding region: 80-454 (124 amino acids)
Source: RefSeq, a predicted model, not a curated record